This is a messenger RNA of Mesorhabditis belari, 378 nucleotides long. Lineage: Eukaryota; Metazoa; Nematoda; Chromadorea; Rhabditida; Rhabditidae. The record is from the annotation of a GenBank genome assembly.
AUGGAAAACGCGGAAGAUCAGCCUCCACCAUACCCAGUUAAUCCAUCUGGACCUCAGCCAGAAUCUAGAGGAAACGCUGUUGCACCUAUUUACGUUGUCGGACAACAACAGCCAGCUGUAAUCUUUCAACAACCGAUUCCCAUCGAUCCGCGCUCUCUCGGUCCAUAUCCAACUGUUGUUACUUGUCCGAAUUGUAAACAAGUUAACCCCACUACAACUUUUGCUGAACCAGGACUCUUGACUUGGUUGGUUUGUUGUGGAACAGCCAUCAUUGGCCUCUGGCCGUGCUGUUUGCUUCCAUUUUGUGUGGAUUCUUGUCAAGAUUCAGAGCAUCGAUGUGGAAAAUGCAAGAAAUACAUUGGAACUUAUAAACGAAUU